Bolinopsis microptera is the source of this 1095-nucleotide messenger RNA. RefSeq lists its product as uncharacterized. Bases 6 to 365 code for a protein of 119 amino acids. The transcript has 3 exons. The record is from RefSeq and is a predicted model, not a curated record. Lineage: Eukaryota; Metazoa; Ctenophora; Tentaculata; Lobata; Bolinopsidae.
GAAAAAUGGCUACUACCCUGAACUGCCUGAAGAACAUGGAGCAUUUGCUGAUAUGUAAGGAUUGUACUGAUUCGGUGAACAGAUGUCAGGAUAGGAUUGAGUUAACAAAGCUCAAGAUGAAAAGGGUAAGAAGAUUAAGAAGUACAAGUUCAACUCCAAUACUUGUUAGAACUGGAGAGAAAAUUAAAAGUACCACACCGUACUCAAAACCAAAACGAGAUCUUAUUGAUCUUAUUGACGAGGAGGAAACGAUAAAAGAACUGCAAGAGCUCUUAGACAGCUCUCCAACAAAAAGUGCAGCCAGCACAGACAGUUCAGAAUAUGCUGAAAUUAUUCACAAUAAAUUUUUUGCCUCAUCGCCCUAAAUAAAUUAUACACAUUAAUAUCUCCAAAUUCAUUAUCUAGGACGUGUAAGGUUAGGUUUUAUUCAAAUUUGGAUGUUACAGCCUUUUCCACACUCAAUAAAUCUGUCGGAACUCCGAAUUUAUCUUAUUGCAAUCACUUGCUAUAUAUCAGUUAUCUGCACUUAUCGGCACCGGGCUGUUAUAUUAUAUGUUUUAAGCGGUCUCGCUCUAUUCUGUACUUGCCGAACUUUUGUUUAUUUAAGGCACAGCCAUAUAAUAAGAGUGAGUUUCCGGGAGCACACGACAGUUAAUAAAACAGCAGACGACAUGGCGCCAAUUUGGGAAGGACCAACUCCAUUUUAACGGAUCAUACAUCUUACAUGAUUAUACAAUGUACAUCUUAAUAUGUACAAUGUACAUCUUAAACGUAGUUAUUGGCUUUUAGAUUUGGUCCAUUACAUAACGGAUAAUAAUUUUAAGUCAUGUUGCCAGUUAUGAUAAUCCAGGAUUACUGCACUGUACUGGUUAAUGAAGGGAAUAAAUGCCCUUCUUCCUGAACAUUUUAAAAGCUUGCUCAAGGUAAUUUAUGUAGUUGAAGCGGAUACCGCUCGAACUACCGUUAUUUAAUGCACUGAACGGAUUCAAAAUCUUAAAUACGUCCUCCGAGGUCGCAUUUCACAGGACAAAAAAUGCCUACCCAUUUCAUUUGAAUAUUAUAAGUUACUUGAAUAUUAAUAAGUUAUUUGAAUAU